UGCCCGGGCAGAGGCGCCGAGGGUCCGGCCCCAGCGCGCAGCGGAGCCCAUGGAGCCCGGCGGCGGCAAGCGGCCGCGGGACGGAGCAGGCAGAGGCCCGAUCGCCAUGAAGAAGACGCACACAUCACAAAUAGAAGUGAUCCCGUGUAAGAUCUGCGGGGACAAAUCGUCAGGGAUUCACUAUGGGGUCAUCACCUGUGAAGGCUGCAAGGGUUUUUUCCGCAGAAGCCAGCAGGGCAACGUGACGUACUCUUGCACCCGCCAGCAGAACUGCCAGAUCGACCGGACCAGCCGCAACCGCUGCCAGCACUGCCGGCUGCAGAAAUGCCUCAGCCUGGGGAUGUCCCGAGACGCCGUCAAGUUCGGCCGCAUGUCCAAGAAGCAGCGCGACAGCCUCCACGCCGAGGUACAGAAGCAGCUGCAGCAGCAACAACAGCAGCAGCAGCAAGGCGGCGAAGUGGUGGCCCCGGCCUACUCCCUGGGCCUGGCUAACGGGCAACUCAAGCUGGCCUCCUCCCCGGACCUGCUGGAGUCCUCCGCCUGCUCCACGGCCCUCCUGAACGGACAGGCGCGCCUGAGCCACUCUCCGGACGAGACAGCGGUUCUGGCCUACCCCAACGGACUGGCCAAGGGCCACAGCCGGCUGAGCGACAACCUGCGCGGCCCCUUCGCCAGGGACUACAGCCCCGAGCGGAUCAAGAUGGAGAGCAGGGCCAGCGUCUUCUACGCCCUGGAGAUGCAGGCGUCGCCGGACCUCUCCCGGCUGGACAUCGGCGGGGGCAAGCGGGGCCAGGCCGGGGGCGACGUCGGGGAGACCGUCGACUUCUACACGAGUCCCAACUUCACCAGCCUCCUGGAGUCGCCCAAUUCCUCGGUGACUGAGAUCGAGCACCUGACCCAAAAUGUCCUCAAGUCCUACCGGGAGACCUGCCAGCUGCGCCUGGAAGACCUGCAGCUCUUGAGGCUGGAGACGUUCUCGUGGGAGGAAGUCAGGAGCUACCAGAAGAAGUCCAUGGAGGAGAUGUGGGAACGCUGUGCCUGCCGCAUCACGGAAGCCAUCCAGUACGUGGUGGAGUUUGCCAAGCGGAUGGGCGGCUUCAUGGAGCUGUGCCAAAAUGACCAGAUCGUGCUUCUGAAAGCAGGCGCCAUGGAAGUGGUUCUGGUGCGAAUGUGCCGUGCCUUUAAUUCGGAGAACAGGACGGUCUUCUUCGAGGGCAAAUAUGCAGGCCCCGAGCUCUUCAAAUCGCUUGGGUGCAACGAGCUCAUCAACUCCAUCUUCGACUUCGCUCACAGCCUGUGCUCGCUGCACUUCUCCGAGAAUGAGAUCGCCCUCUUCACCGCCCUGGUGCUCAUCAACUCAAAUCGGCCGUGGCUGCAGGAGAAGGGCAAGGUGGAGAGGCUGCAGAAUAACCUGGAACUGGCCUUUAAACACAUGUUACGGAAAACCCACCGGGAAGGCAUCCUGGCCAAGCUGCCGCCCAAAGGGAAGCUGCGCAGUCUGUGUUACCAGCACGUGGAGAAGCUGCGGUCCUUCCGGCAGAUGUACCCCAUCAUCGUCCACGCCGUGUUCCCCCCGCUCUACAAAGAGCUCUUCAGCUCCGAGUGCGAGCUCCAGGGAGCGGUGGCAGAAUGAUCCCCGCGGGAGGCCGGUGCCCAGAGACCGACUCCCAUCUCGCGCCGGUCUGUCACCCCCGCCACCCCGGGAUGGGAGGUUGCGGGGGAGAGGGGGGUGGACCAAAUUAGAACCUGCUCCCUCCCAUCCCCUCCCAAACAGCACAGCAGAGGGCUGCGGUGCAGGAGGGGGUGCGGGCAAGUGAUCAGAGCAGAGAGCUGGGAGCCAGGACUCCUGGGUUCCAUGCCCGCCUCUGCCACCAACCUGAGCAAGUCACUGCCCCUUUCUCUGCGCCUCGUUCCUCUCUCUACAAUGCAGAGGGGAGGGAGAUCCCCUCCCACACACUCCAUGGAGGUGGUGGGGUGAUGCUUAAAUAACCUUGUGCAGCUCUUUGAGGGUCUCAGCUGGCAGGUGCUACCGAGGCACAAAGUAUUACUGGGGAGACGCCCCAAGCCGAGACCCCAGUGGGGCUGAGAUCAAGGAGGUCGCUAGCUUUUGCUGUAACAUAUUCAGGGCCAAGGAAAAUACACUGCCCACCAUAUUACUCCAGUGACUAGAAUCUAGUGACCGGCCCGGGUAGUUCAAAUACCUCAAUUUUUAUUUUUAUUUUUAUUUUUUUUUGGUGUCCUUACAGAUUUAUGGCAGGAGACUUUUUAACCAAGCUGUUUUAAAAUAAUAAUUGUACAUAACAUAGAGAUCUAUUUUUAAACGUUUGCCUUUACGUCUAUUCUGCAGCGCCAGGGGA
Malaclemys terrapin pileata is the source of this 2357-nucleotide messenger RNA. RefSeq names its product RAR related orphan receptor C (gene RORC). NCBI's taxonomy places the organism in Eukaryota, Metazoa, Chordata, Testudines, Emydidae. Gene Ontology annotation, biological process: regulation of transcription by RNA polymerase II. The transcript is spliced from 11 exons. Gene Ontology annotation, molecular function: RNA polymerase II cis-regulatory region sequence-specific DNA binding; zinc ion binding; nuclear receptor activity. Gene Ontology annotation, cellular component: nucleus. Bases 50 to 1633 code for a protein of 527 amino acids. The record is from RefSeq and is a predicted model, not a curated record.